AUGGUUGCCAAAGUCAUCUUCCUCAUGUCUGACUACGGCCACGACCCGACUGAGACCGCUGUGCCCUUCACGCACUUCAAAGAAGCUGGGUUUGAAAUCACAUUUGCCACAGAAAAGGGCGAAUCGCCAAAGUGCGACUCUAGAAUGCUCGAGGGCAUCACCCAGGUGCUUCUGGGCGCCACAAAGUCUGUCGUCUCUCAGUACAACGACAUGAUUGCCUCUCCUGAGUGGGCAUCUCCUCUGUCGUGGAUGACGCCCACCUUGGAUCUUUCUGCCUAUGAUCUCGUUUUUCUUCCCGGAGGCCACGACAAGGGCGUCACCCAGGUCAUUGACUCGGCUCGCGUCCACGAGCUCAUUGCCGCCUACUUCCCUCUCACUACCCGCGCCUCGGAGAACAAAAAAGCCAUUGGCGCAGUGUGCCAUGGUGUCAUGGUUCUUUCGGAAACAUGUCGUGCAGAUGGAAAGAGUGUACUCAAUGGCGCCAUCACCACAGCCCUCCCUACCCGCUUUGAGCAGCUUGCUUUCUGGGGCACAAGGGCAUUCCUCGGCGACUACUACAAGACGUACGGUGCCUGCAGUGAGAAUGUCGAAGAAGCUGUGACCAAGAAGCUCGCUCAGCCUUCCGAUUUCAAGAACAGCCUCAAGCCCGCUCCAUUUGUGGUAGAGGAUCCCACCUUCAACUACAUCAGCGCUCGCUUCCCCGGCGAUGUGCAACUCAUGUCGGAAAAGCUCGUGGCCCUCACCAAGAGCUUGACCUCAUAA
Molecule: messenger RNA, 762 nt
Organism: [Torrubiella] hemipterigena
Lineage: Eukaryota; Fungi; Ascomycota; Sordariomycetes; Hypocreales; Clavicipitaceae
Source: the annotation of a GenBank genome assembly